GUACAAGUCAUAAGAUUGAUAGGUGAGGAAAGUCCGGAUGAUCAGAAACAAUCCUACAUUAAUGUACCUUCCGACCUCUUACACCUGUCUUAUGAUAAUAGGCCUUUCUUCAACCUCUCAACUUCAACUUUGAGUCUAACUAGACGAAGCGCUGGAAAUACCCAACCCACUUCAACCCUACCAGCUAGCCCUACCUUUACCAAACAGAACAUACCCUUGCCGCUCCGUUUCAAACUUCCCUGUCCUCUGAGUCAAUGAGGCGAGCACGAGUCAGUUCCUGAUACCGACCCAUCUCUCCACAGUGAAAAAGAAACCCUUCGAAGACGAUUGAAAAUGCUUAAAUGCUUAUAACAUGGCCUAAUUCAUAAACAUCUAGACCAGCCACCGAAUGCACGAUGCCCAUGUUCCAGAUAGAUCUAGAGCGGAGGGAGUCCGCUGAAAAGCCAACGUCACCCACAAUGGCGUCACAACCAGACCAAGGUCAAGAAGAUAGAGAAGACAGUACACUACGAAGAAAACAAUCGGAGGAGAGCAUCAGUACGGAAUUGUGCGAGGGUCCGAUCUCAGAUAUUCCAGCACCACAAACACCAGAGCGAAAUCCCCCGACUGAAUGCUCCGAUCGAUCUGAACUCAUCGAACGACUAAAGAGAGGCGAGAGUCCGACUUGGAAACCGAAUCGACAUUUUGAAUCGAUAUGGGGCCAACAACCUGUCUCUCCUACCCGUAGUCCGAAACGUUCGAAUGCAGGUUCACCAACUCUGCUACCUCCAGCCCCGAUAACCCCAGAAAAGAAAAGUCCCGAUUCCGAUGAUGAACGUAGAAGGCGGGAGGGAUUGAGUAUUGAGCGCCCACGUUCAGCUCUCCAUAGCGGCGACUUCACACAAGAUGAAUUAUCCGGAGAUGCUAGUCCUGUACAAGAUGGCCAGCAAGCUCCAAAAAGGCAAGAUUUCAGUGGUAUUGGUGACUCAUGGUUUGCUACUUCGCCUCCGAGGGAUUUUACGCCCUUUCAAUUUGAGAGGCGGGAGAUCUCAACGAGAAGACCAGACCAAGCACCUGGGUUGUCUUCAUUAUCGUCUUCCAUCUCCUCGAGCUUCGUCUACAAGCCACCUACCAGUCCACUGGUUCAAUCGGAGAGCAACGAAGAUAUUGAUCUGACCUCUCCCAUGGAUGGCAUCGAUAUCAGUUCAAGUCUCCCCAGAAAUCCACGUCGACACACCUUCAUGUCCCCUCAUUCAGCCUCGUAUGGCAUGCCCCACAGCCCAUCACCAAUGCAACCAUCUCAUUUACGCCCAGAGAGAAGCUUUCCUUACCAGGCGCACCAGCCCCGACGCUCUCUGGCCUCUACUCCUAACUUUCCAACGACUUCAUCUUCUCCACAAACCCCUGCGCUUUUACGGCCUAGACGUCCGUCAUAUAGCUCAGACGUCUCACCGAUUCAACAUGCAUCUAUGGUAGGAUCGUACGAGGAAAGUAUCUUGCGUGGACGAAUGUCAACAACUCCCUCGAAGCCGCUUGAUUUCUUGGCACAGAUCGGUGUCCUUGGGCUGGGUAAGUGCAAGUCAAGCCUACGGUGUCCGCCUCAUGUGACAUUGCCUUUUCCUGCUGUGUUUUAUAGUUACGGUAGCUCUUCUCAGGGUCAUCCGAAGGUAGAAGAUGGGCCCAGUCCGUACGUUGGACAAAUAGACUUGGAAAAUGGCCUUCCAAAUCAAGGCGAUGAUGCAAGAUCAAAACGAAAGAUACAAAGUCGUACUCAAGAGCGUUUGCCAGCAGAAGACAAUGGAGCAGAGGCGAACCGUCGUUCUGUAGAACCAUCUGAUCGCGACACCCGCAAAACUCAACGACCCAAGCGUAGGUCAAGUUCUCCCAGGGCACCCCCUGGCGGGAGCUAUCGUAUUCCCGAAAAGGGGCAAAUACAAAUUAUUAUCAAGAACCCCAAUAAGACAGCAGUCAAGCUAUUCUUGGUUCCGUACGAUCUGGCGGGAAUGGAGCCUGGUACGAAGACGUUCAUCCGGCAACGAAGCUAUUCAGCCGGACCGAUCAUUGAGAAUAUGCCUCUGAAGGACAACGGGACGGGAGAUCGCCCAAUUCUCAGAUAUCUUGUCCAUCUACAUAUAUGUUGUCCUUCGAGAGGCCGUUAUUUUCUGUACAAGAGCAUUAGAGUCGUCUUCGCAAACCGCGUGCCUGACGGGAAAGAGAAACUUCGCAACGAGAUUACUUUGCCUGAACCAAGAUUCACUACUUACAAGUCGAUAAGAGUGAUGCAUCCUCCUAUAUCUGGAGGUACCGGCCCCGGCGCCAGUCUAGCUGCUGACAAAGCGUUUAGACGACGCAGUUCUGGGUUCUACUUCGUCGGCCCUAACCAACAAGUCUAUGAUGCUGCUCAUGGACUUCAUUCGGCAAAUGUAUCGCAUCAGUCCUAUUCGUCCGACUUCGGCGGACUCAAUACGCCAGUUGAGCCUGUUCCUCUCAUGCACAAUGGUCCAAGAGAUACGGUAGAUGAAGGUAGCAACUUGGGAUUUUCUGACCCUCAGUCGCCCAAUUCGUCUCAGACCAGUCGGCCGAAUACACAGAAUUCGAACGACGUAUCAAGCUGGAGUAGCCUGGAUGGCCAAAUUAACAGAUACGACAAACUUAAUAAGGGAGAUGUAGGUUAUGGCGGCAACCCAUUCGCCCACUUGAUAAACGGCAACACUGGUGUCGCGGAGAGUUUACUAUCGCAGAGGUUACGGUCGCUAGGAGUCCAAGGUCAAGGUCAGGCUAGUCAGGAGUCUGAUACAAUGCAGGAGUAGGACUCCGGAUUUUCUCACAUUCAUGUUCGGGCGUUAGGUGCUUGGGCACCGAUCGUCCUCAAGGUAUCGUUCAUUGGCUUCUGGGUCGGGUUGGCGAGGCUUCGCAUUAGGGAUACUCCGGCGCCUUAUAACUACAUGGCGGCUCUUUGCUUAUUUGGCUGAUGGGAUGAGAUUGGACUCCUCAUAGAGUUAGCUAUGGUCCCUAGAGGAUAUUGUAACAAUUGUGUCUCAACACUUGGCUUGUUAGAUGUGAUAAUAAGUGCUUCCUUCAAGCUAGAUAUUUAAUGUGUUCCAACUGUUACUCCGAGGUUAAAGAUAAUAUGACUUUUCGUUCUAGAAGCAACUCGUCGGUUUCAUUAUCAACUCUGAAAGGUUGGAAGUUAAUGCUAGG
Molecule: messenger RNA, 3180 nt
Organism: Annulohypoxylon truncatum
Lineage: Eukaryota; Fungi; Ascomycota; Sordariomycetes; Xylariales; Hypoxylaceae
Exons: 2
Coding region: 396-2789 (797 amino acids)
Source: RefSeq, a predicted model, not a curated record